GGAAAUAGCGUCUCCCUCGUGAGGCUGUUUCCUUUUCACUGCAAACCAGCUAAAGCGCCCCCUCUCUCUCUCUCUCUCUCUCUCUUUCGUGAGCGAGCUUCUUUAUGUACUUCUUCAGGGUCCUGGUGAGGCAUCCCUAGUUCUCCGGGUUUUCCAGCGAAGAUAGCGAAUGGGUGGAGGCGAACACUACCGCGGAUGGGGCUCGGCGGAACAGCCAGCGGCGGCGGUGGCGCCGGAGACGACGUACGCCGAGAGGGAAGGCCGGUGGACGAACUUCGACGACUCGGUGAACGCGGUGUCGUUCGGGUUCGUGGCCACGGCCAUCCUCAUCUCCAUGUUCCUCCUCAUGGCCAUCUUCGAGAGGUUCCUCAGGAGCCGGACGAGUUCGCCGUCGCCGUCGCCGUCGCCGUCGGGUUCUUCUCCUGGCCGGAGCACGACCCGUUUGGACGUGGAGUCUCAAGCGGAGUUGCCUCAGAAGCCUCAUCACCCCUCUUCUCCCAAAAUGAGCGUGUAUGCAAAUGGAGUGUCGGUGCUGAUGCCCGGGGAGCAGAUACCCACCUUCAUUGCGCACCCCGCUCCUCCUCCUCCUCCAACUCCUCCUCCGCCCUCGCAGCCGCCGCCUGCUCCUUGUCCUCGAGAGCCCAUUUCUCAGCCUCUCCAUCAACGGCACGACCAUGCCUUGUACCUCCACUGUCUUUCAAGAUCCAUUGGGAGGUAGCAGCAGAGACCCGUCGACCAGAAACUUGUGGUGUAUAGCCGAUCAGAUCCACUGACACGUGCAUGACGAGACGGACCGAAUCGCUGAUACAGUGUCUCAGCUGAGCAGAUGCUUUCCGAAGCAAGCGAGAACGGUCGAAACAUAAACGCGUGAAUGCUGAUGUACGGUGGUCAAAAGGAACCGCUGAUUUCUCGACUCUCUCUCUUGCUCUUUUCCCAGUUGAUUCUACUUCGGCGGCCACCGAAAAUGUGAAAGGAAGACUCAAGAAAAGUCUUCUAUCACCGAAUGGACCCUCUCGUUUCUAAGUGUCUAGAGAGACCCUUCUUCAAGUUUCUUCUCUUGUUUUGCAUUUGGGUGACGUCUGUACUUAAUCUUGGGCCAGAGGUUUGGACCUUCAGCAUACUUCAAGUAUCAGUUUCGAGUUUAUCAGAUAACUUCGUAAAUGAAUUUCUGGUUCCCGCCUAAUGAGAUUUUCGGCUUCACUGUUCGUAGCUCUAGCUGGAGAUGCUGCUGGUUAAGAUGCUUUUCAUCGGCAAGCUGCAAUAAAAUUAAGGGCAAAUCUGGGGAUGCUCUUUGCUGAA
Eucalyptus grandis is the source of this 1299-nucleotide messenger RNA. Its product is annotated as formin-like protein 4. The transcript is spliced from 2 exons. The record is from RefSeq and is a predicted model, not a curated record. Lineage: Eukaryota; Viridiplantae; Streptophyta; Magnoliopsida; Myrtales; Myrtaceae. Bases 170 to 718 code for a protein of 182 amino acids.